Arvicola amphibius (Eurasian water vole) is the source of this 6569-nucleotide messenger RNA. It is a transcript of the gene Tmed8, whose product is annotated as transmembrane p24 trafficking protein family member 8. The coding region runs from base 40 to 1020 and encodes 326 amino acids. The transcript has 6 exons. The record is from RefSeq and is a predicted model, not a curated record. NCBI's taxonomy places the organism in Eukaryota, Metazoa, Chordata, Mammalia, Rodentia, Cricetidae.
AGCGGCUAGCUGCGGUGACGCUCCGCGCGCGGGCUGCAGAUGUCGGACCGGCAGGCGGCUGAGGGGCCGGCCUUCUGGAGCCCCGCAGCUCGUCGAGAGUCGGCUGGAGGCGUCGGGGACCGACAGGGAGUGGAGGGGAGCCAGGCGGCCGCUUCAGAGAAAGAAGAUCUAGAAAACACCAAGGUCAGUUCUCCACUGGCUUCUGCCUCUGAUCCAGAACCCCGGCCCUCACCCUACAGGCCACAGAUGGUAUCUCCAGCAAGUAAGGAUACCACGGAGGGUCUACAGAAAGCGGCUGGUGCUUCCGAGGUUCAGGCUCCGGGGGAGCAGGAGUUGCUGCCAGCAGGCCCAGUUCAGGUACACACUGAGAUGGCCAAGUACCAGGCUCCACAGCGACCCGAAGACACGGUCAUGAUCCAGUCCGAGCACACUGGAGCUGUUGAUGUCCUCGCAACAGAUUUGGAGUCUGCAGAUCUUCUGGGGGACCACAGGAAAGUCUCUCCACCUCUGAUGGCGCCUCCAUGCAUCUGGACCUUUGCCAAAGUGAAGGAAUUCAAAAGCAAGCUGGGCAAAGAGAAGAACAGCCGUCUGGUGGUAAAGCGGGGAGAAGUGGUCACCAUCCGGGUCCCCACCCAUCCCGAGGGAAAGCGUGUCUGCUGGGAAUUCGCAACCGAUGACUAUGAUAUUGGCUUUGGAGUUUAUUUUGACUGGACCCCAGUAACGAGCACUGACAUAACUGUGCAGGUCAGUGAUUCCAGCGAGGACGAGGACGAAGAGGAGGAGGAGGAGGAGGAGAUUGAAGAACCCGUCCCUGUGGGAGACGUGGAGAGAGGCUCCAGGAGUUCUCUACGGGGUCGCUAUGGGGAAGUCAUGCCUGUGUACCGGAGGGACAGCCAUAGAGAUGUGCAAGCUGGCAGCCAUGACUACCCUGGAGAGGGCAUCUACUUGCUCAAGUUUGACAACUCGUACUCCCUGCUGCGCAACAAGACUCUGUACUUCCACAUCUACUACACUAGCUGAAGGAUGCUAGGCUAGGGCAGGCUGUGUUUGCUGGCUGAAGCAGGCUGCCAGCUGGUGCCUCUUGUCUCUACGCAAGGGCCUCAAGUUCUGUGUGAGGCUCCCAAGCCUCAUGCCCUGCCUGGCAUGCCUGACCCCUGACCCCAUGCAGCUUCCCCCCUCUCUUGGCUUCUGCAGGUGGUGGUGUAGUGCUCCUGUUCUGUGGCCCCGACUCACGCUCUUGUUUAAGAUCCAGCUAAACCCUCUCAGAAGGCCCCUGUGAGGCAAAAUGAGGUAGAAGGAUGUCUUUGACAAAUUGAUUCACGCUGGUACCACUGGUCAUUCAGGUGGACGCCCACUCUUCUCCAGAGCCUGUGAUGCCGAUGUACUUAGCAGCGCCUGCCUUCUUACAUGUCGAGGUGCCAAAGAGGGAAAAGCACAUUGUCUGUGAAAGAGCCCAAUACCUUGGAUGGGGAACGCUCCAUCCAGCCUCUCAGCACUGCCAUAUUCCUGCCUGCUGGGCAUUCUAAGUCUGUAGCUCAGGCUAGAAGCCUUCACUGCCUUGGAUGGAUAUUAUUACUCCUACUGGGUAGACCUUCCUCCUCCUUUCUCUGCACCAAGUCUCUGUUUAUGCCAUGUAGCAAGAACUUCCGAGCUGUGGUCAGUGUCCUAAGAUCUGCUGGGAAGAAAAGCAGCCGCCAUCACUUCGCGUCUCCAGAGCUCUCUCCCUUACUAAGGGCGCUGGUAGUUGGUACAGCAAGGGUGGAAGGCACUGGAUUAUCUCAGAAGCUGCCCUUCUGGAAGUCAAGUACUAGUCGUCGUCCGGUGUGCUGCCUCCCACCUCCCACCCCUGUCUUUAGGCUAGGGGUGUUAUCUAGAAAGUUUCCUUUGGAGCCAAAUACAGUGAAACCCAAUUAGGUUUGCAGUGAUUCUGGGUUUGUGUUCUUUCCACUGAGGGUGUAAACUUUUGACGUUCACAGUCCUUAGGGAAAGUAAGGACGGAGUUUUGCUCUUGCUGCUGAUUGUGUAUGCUCCUGACCUGACCAAAGCCUGUAGGGACAGCCUCCUGCAUUCUGUUCAUCCUGAGGUUCUGGAGCCACAGAAUGGAGUCGCGUUGCAGUGGGUGGCCACAGCGCACCAGAUGCCUGGGCUUCUGGUGGAGAGGGCAGACAGCGAGGCGUGGACCUCUGCAGUCAUUGUACCUCUUUGUCUCUUCCUGUAUGUCGUCUGCCAUCCUUCUGAGUUUUGAAUAAUUAGGUUUAUUUAUUACUUUGUGGUUUUUAAAGCACAUUUCAGUUUGCCUCUGAAACAGUUCCCAUCUGUUUCCCAUUGCUUUCCGUCUGCUCUGAGCCCUUCAGGUCACCUCUGCCAUGGCGUUCAAGACGACUGUAGAGCUCGGAACAUGAUUGUGGGUGUCAUUCCUGCAUGCCAGCCGCCCGGUGAGAAGGCCGACUCUAACCUUGUCCGUGUGUAGGUCCGUCUCAGCACUCUCCAUGAGGAAUGGGUGUGAUGGAAGCCCUUGCACUGGAAAUUGACUUAAGGAACUGAUGAACCUGUCAGUGAUCAGCUGAGCAACACGGGCCUUUGCUCUGUCUUGUCUCUUGUUCUUAUCAUGAGGUCAUGGUGGCUUACUUUCUUGGAGCCCCAGUUCUCUUGUACCAGGGAAGUCUGUGAACUUCUGAUCUCUCUGAUGUGCCUGCCGCUGGCUGGUCAUUCUGUGACAAUUAUUUCUUACUGGCUUCUCUUCAGCAGGGUUUUUGUCUCAUGAACAUAAAAUGGCUAAAUGAAGACAUGUCCACUAUAUGAUGAAUUCACUAUUCUCACACUAAAUUUUUGCAGUAAGAGAAUUUGAGACAUGAAGUAUUAUUUUCUGAAAACACAGGUAAUUAUGGAGAACACACAUGUACCUUGGAGGUUCUAAGAAGUGUCACUUCCUUGGUCCUUCCCUGUUCAUGUUGCAACAACCAAAUAAUGAACUAGAUUAUCUGCUUUUACCCUUGCCCUGCUCACUAGGGCACAGGUAGAUGCUGUGCAGUUGAGAGAAAGGCUUUUAUAAGAAGGCUGAGAUUGAGGGUCUUUACACAAAGUGACUGACCGCUUACAUUUCCUCAGUCUAAGUGUGCUCUUUAUGAAGAGACAGGACUUCUAAAAAAGACAUAACUAAAGUGCUAUUUUUUCAACAUCUUAUGAAAAAUUUCAGCAUACACUUACAUUCCACCUCUAUUUUUAAAUUCCAAACUGCCAGUUUUUAAACAAAGAUUGUACCUUUUAGCUCCCUUUGGCGAGUAUCCAGUCAGAGGAUGUCCCCUUUCCAGCGAGGGUCAGCUCUCUGUCAGAGCCCCGCUUAAGCAGAUCUCUCUUAUUCAACAUAGGCUGCCUAAGACGUCUUCACAGAAAUGGCCGUCUGUCUCCAUCUUUUAGAAAGCUAGCUGGACGUUCUUUACUUCUGACUGGAGACAAAGUAGCUUUCCUCUCUAGCUGCACGUUGGUGUGAAGGCGACUGCAUAGCUGCACUCAAAAGCCUGCCUUCUCCUCUCAGCUGACAUACCCUCAGGAUGCUCACAUGCAAAUGCGUUCUUCACAGAACACAUGGAAGCAGGUAGCUGCUUGAAAGCAGGCUGUUUUUAGUUAUUUUUCUCAUGGAUGAAUUCACGCACUUUAAAAAUAUUUUAUUUGAUGUCUAGGAAGAACGGACUUUUAAAGUCCCAUUAUAAGAAUACAGUCAAGUUAGUCUGUAACUGUUUUAUAUUCAUGGGAUUAUAUAUUAUUGUGGAGUUUAUAAUAUAUACAUUUUGAUUUUGGUGAGUCCUGCUCGGCUCCUUCUGUGAGAGAACUGGGCAAAGCCCAGGCCCUAAAGUAUGUGAUUGUAUAUUUAUGUUUAAGGAGCACUCUGCAAAACGUUGCCUUUAACAUCAGAGUCUGUGGUUCUAAGGUGUGGAACUGAGUGGCCCUGUCAUUUAUGUAUUUUUUUUUUUAGUAGACGGGGGUGGGACACAAAGAACUUUGUGCUGCUUCAGCUGCCUUUAAGGGUGAAAACGAGAUAGAACAGAGGAGUGGAGAGCGACCACACUAUCGGUCGGUUGGGUAUGUCCCAGAAUCCAUUGAGUGCUUCAGUGGCGCUUUGCUCGUCAGAACUUUUGUAAGCCAGAAGCCUUACUGGUUCUCCUCGUGCUCAGUGGAGAAUCCUCCAGCCCAGUUUGCCAUCUGUCAACAGGGCUGGCUGCAUGCAUUUUUUAGUAGUUUCCUCUGCUAAAUGUAACCACGGCCUGAGGUUUCCUGUCUCCAUCCUUUGGGGGCGGAACAGAGGUAGCAGGAUGAGAGAAGGACAAGAGUCAGUUCUACUCGGGGUGCCGAAGCCACAGUAAUGAAUGUGUCCCUGCAGGCAUAAUUCAGAUGCCUUGUGUCCACCACCACAGAACCUACAGCCAUGAGAGUGCUGGGUAGCAAGCAGGCCUCCUGCAGCUGACAGCAUCACCACCUGAACCACACAGAGCAAACCACACAGCUUUCUCUAUUAGGGCCUCUGUUUGGAGUUUCUCUCCAUGCUAAGCAUUCACAUUGACCUCUGUCCCUAGUUUUUUCCAUAUGACCAGAGGUGUAGAAUGCCUGCACUUUGGGAAAAGGGCAGCGCGGGUGGGUGGGUCCCUUUGGAGCCCCUGUUGGAAAAGGUGAGCUUUCAUCUGAAGAAGGGACUUGGUGUCGCUGCUGCUGUGCAGGCGCUUCAAUAAGGCAUGCAUUCUGUACAAAGUAAGUCACUGUAUUCAUGCGUUCAUGUGCUCCGGGCGCUGUCACAGUCCUCUGGGGAGCAGAAGAUGAGUAUCAAAACAGCCAAUAAGCUGGAUGUCUGAUUUCCAAUGACCGAAGCGAGCAUUCUUUGUUCCUGGUGGUUUUUAGGGGGACACUCAUGCAAGAAUUUCUUAGAUCUGUAUGUAUCUGUUGCUGGUAAGUGACAGCUUUUUGCUUUGUAUAACUUAUGUAGCACCUCGGGGCAUUCCCAAAGAACAUUCAGUUAUCUAGGGUGAACUGUGAUACAAAAUGUAGGAAAACAUCCUAAGUAUUGUUUGGCCAGAUUGCAGUCACUGUUCCCUCUAGAUGUUGCAUUGCUUUCUUGGACCAAGAAGGCUAACUAGAGCCUCUGUGUGAACCACUGUCUCCAAGCUAAGAAAAUACAGUCAACAAUAGAGUUGUCAGUAGGGUAUUGAUAAUUUGGCUCCCCUACAAAUAGUCACUCCCCAUGAAUAGAUGUAGAUAGGACACUGGGUGUGAAACUGUAGGGCUGGUCCCUGGUGUGAACUCAUUAUCUGAUUUUUAGCAUGUGGAACACAGACAUGGCUCUUCAGUUUAAGAUACAGUAAAAAUGGUGUCCCAGAGACCUAGAAAUACAUGCUGCUUUAUGAAAUUCCAGUUUCCUGUCGUUUGAAUCAGGUAGCGUUUUGACUUAUCUGGGGGUAAAGUUGUGUGUGUGGAAUGACUAUGGAAACAAUAUCUCCGACAGUGCUGACGGGAUUAGGAAGAUUCUGGAGUUUGGAGCUGCAAUGAAUGCAGUAUUACUGAAGAACCCUUGGUUCCCUGUCGGCUUAAGGGGCCCUCCUAAACUCUUCACUCAGGGUUGGAAUGUCUCGUCUGAUGUCCUUUCUUAGCUUCAGGCCAGGACACAGCCAGAAAACAUUGUCUUAAUUCCUUCUCUCAUAUCAUAAGCAGUACAUUUUAUUAAGACAUUGUAUGCUAAAAAUACAUAUUGUGUCCGGUUCUGAGAUUAUUGUCCCAUAAGUGAAUUAGCUUUCAUUUAAUCAGUCUGAGUUAUUUCCAUUUAGUCAUGCCGGUCUGGAAAAAGCAAUCCCAUGAUGCAUGACUUUGGUGUAUCCAUGUUCUCUUAAUAAUUGGAAGCAUUUUGAAACUUACAGAAGAAAUGCUUGAUGCUUUGUAAUAAAAAAGCAUUUGCAAAUGCUUGGUAACAAAGGGAUAGAAUCUAGAGAGCAGAGUGGAAAAGCAGAAUGGGAAGGCCGGGAGGUGCCUGGCGCUCUCCUAACCACAAUGCCAUUCGCUGUUCAUCCCAAGGGCUACUUUGGAGCUAUCACCCAGAUCCAUGAGUGGUUUAAAGGUGAUUGUGUUUUCUUUCCAUACUGCUGUGUAUCAUAUGCUGCUGCCAUGGUUACCAAAGGCCUAGAAGGGAAACUGUAUCACAGUCUUACCGUUUUUUCUUCAAAAUUCAAACAAAUCCAAACUAAUCAGCUAUUAUAGCAGCUUGUUUGUCAUGUCGCUCUGCCAUUAGAAGUGCUGCCAGAGUGUGUGAUCUCCACGUAAGAACGCUGCACCAAUGGAUACUUGGUUCUUCUGUUCUGCUGAGUGCUUUUUCUUCUGUCAUACUGCAUGUUUUCACCUCACGGCACUGAUGUGUCACUGUGAUACACGGUGGAUCCUGAGCCAUGGUUAGACAACAACAUGGUCAGAACAACUGAGUUCUGUUGUUUUAUAGUAUGUGACAGUUCUGUGAAAUGCUUUUGUGCAUUUUUUGUCUUCUUUUCCAAGUUUUGAAAUCUGUCAUAAAUAAACUUUUUCACUGUGCACCUAAA